UGCAGGAUGCGUCCACUGGCUCUCUUUAGUGUACUUGUGAUGGUCUCCGUCACACAGGCUCGGCCUCAGCUUCCUCAUGCCUCCUCAGAGAUGGUCGAGCUUAUCAACAAGGCCGACACCACCUGGACAGCCGGUCAGAACUUUCACAACAUCGACAUCAGCUAUGUGAAGGGACUGUGUGGGACUAUACUGAAUGGACCCAAGCUGCCAGAGGUGGUUCACAGUACCGCGGGCAUAAAGCUUCCAGACAGCUUCGACGCGCGCCAACAGUGGCCCAACUGUUCCACCAUCCAACAGAUCAGAGACCAGGGAUCAUGUGGGUCCUGCUGGGCCUUUGGGGCAGCGGAGGCGAUAUCCGACAGGUUAUGUAUCCACAGCAGUGGUAAGAUCUCUUUGGAGAUCUCUGCUGAAGAUCUACUGUCCUGCUGUGAUGAAUGCGGCAUGGGCUGUUUUGGUGGUUAUCCCUCGGCUGCUUGGGAGUUCUGGGCAAAGAAAGGGCUGGUGACAGGAGGCCUGUACGGCUCCAACGUUGGCUGCCGACCCUACAGCAUUGCUUCCUGUGAGCAUCACGUGAAUGGGACUCGUCCUCCUUGUCAGGGCGAAACGGAGACUCCUAAGUGUGAAGAGCAGUGCAUUGAUGGAUACUCGCCAUCCUAUCAGAAGGACAAACACUUGGGCAAAAGCUCCUACAGCGUCCCAUCCAAGCAGGAGCAGAUCAUGACCGAGCUGUACAAGAACGGGCCUGUGGAGGCAGCUUUCUCUGUAUAUGCAGAUUUUCUGCUGUACAAGACUGGUGUGUACCAGCAUGUGACAGGUGAUAUGCUGGGCGGUCAUGCCAUCAAGAUCCUCGGUUGGGGGGAGGAGAAUAAGACGCCCUACUGGCUGGCUGCAAACUCCUGGAACAGUGACUGGGGAGAUAAAGGUUUCUUCAAGAUCAAGCGUGGAAAUGAUGAGUGUGGUAUCGAGUCAGAGGUGGUUACAGGAAUCCCUAAGAUAGCUUCAUCAUCUGAGUUCUUUUGAUUUUAAAUCAAAAAAACUGAAGCGUAAACAUGUAAAGGUAUUGUGUGCUUGUAUAUGCUCUUCGCGGUGUGCUUGGUUGCCAUGUAAAUUAUGCAGUACAUCAGAGGUGAAAAAGCUGACGCUGUAAAAAGUACUUGAGGUAUUAUGUACCCGCUGUCAAUAAUUGAAUAGCGUUUUUUGAAUUUGCACGUGUUGUUCUCUGCCUUUUGUUUCCCCCCCACUGAUGCACAUUGUUUGGGAAUGGGCAAUAGAUUUUAAAUAAAUGUAUCUAGUUCGUAGUUCGAGGUGGCCAUUUGUUUUGAGUUUAGUCACUGAAUUUAUCCCGCUUGGUGUGUCAACUGAAUGUCUUUUCAAAUUAGUCGAGACCAUGUAGAGGGUUUUUAAUAUGCGUGUGUGUAACACCAAUAGUGCAUUGAUGAAUUAAAUGCAUAAUUUUAUAAUGACAAUACCAAGGGAACGUAUGAUUUAUGUCACUAUUACUAGAAGCUGCAGUUAGAGAAAUGUGAAGCUUAUAGCGGCAAAUGUUGGUAAUUGUUGGCAUAUUGAGUUUAUUUGCUCAUCAGCUCUUUGCAGAUGUUAACCACUUUCACUUUAAUUGAUGUGUAUUUUCAAUGGACAAAUGCUGUUUUUAUUUGUUUCCACUUUCCCUUCUGUAUGAGCUGUAACCACAAUCACAGAGUGUUUGCAAUAACAGUUAAGAUUGUUAGCCUUCGUCUGAAAGAACUUUGGGCAUUAUGAACAAUCUAUUUGGGUUUUUGUGAAAUACACUUGAAUUAAAGAAUGAUAGAAAUGAAAA
This is a messenger RNA of Anarrhichthys ocellatus (wolf-eel), 1816 nucleotides long. It is a transcript of the gene ctsbb, whose product is annotated as cathepsin Bb. Gene Ontology annotation, biological process: regulation of catalytic activity; proteolysis. Gene Ontology annotation, molecular function: cysteine-type endopeptidase activity. Bases 7 to 1020 code for a protein of 337 amino acids. The transcript has 10 exons. Lineage: Eukaryota; Metazoa; Chordata; Actinopteri; Perciformes; Anarhichadidae. The record is from RefSeq and is a predicted model, not a curated record.